UGAAAAUUCUUAUCAGUGUGACGGACGACCGUAUCCGAGUAUCCGUUUUGCUUUCAUAUUUCUCUCCGUUGUGAUUUGAGAAUCGUAAAUUAAUUACUAUUUCGUCGAAACAUAGGUACCGUGAAUUAUUUUAUACUCUACAAACUACAAUCCAUUUUAAUCAUAGUUGUUCUAUUCACAGUUUAUUUCAUUUGUAUUUUUAUAUCGUCUAACAUUAAUGAUAAAAUUAAUUAUUUUUUUAUACAUAUUAUUGGUAAAUUAGGCUAUUUGUUCUGUCGUAAUGUAAAUUAUAUUAUUGUCUAAUAAAAUUAAUAUUAAACAUUCAGUUGAACUGUUUUUAUCGAAAAAAACUGUUCUGUUGUUCUCGUUCUCCAAUCAUGUGCUCAAAAUCUUUAUUGCUAUUAUGGAGUAGCAUAAUGUUGUUGGUGCUUCCUACAUUCUGUGAUGUACUUAGCGGUUCUAGUUCUAAUUCGGCCAAAGUCCGUGUCACGGAACCGACCGACUCUGGUUAGUAAACAAUGAAAUAAUGAAACUAAUAAUUUAUGUUCGCAUACAUUUUGGCAUUAUAUUACGUUUUGAAUAUAUCACCAUUUGUAAUAAAUCUGGUAUUAAUACUUUAGUGAAUACUUAGUAUUAAUGUAUAUCAAGUAUUAGUAGUAUUAGUAUAUAAAAUUUAUCUUAUUUAAAAUUAUAUAAGUACAAAAUAUUGAUGAAACUCAUACAUUUUGUUUAAAUACCUACUUAUACUAUCUACAUAUUGUAAAAUAUAAAUAUAAAAUUAUUUACUUUUCUUUUGUAAUUUGACCCAUGCAUUAGUUUUUUUUGUUUACAAUAGCUAAUUAUUAAAAAUAUUUAGGUACCUACUUAGGUAGAUAGCUUAUAUAUAGCUUAUUAUAUAGCUAUAUAGCUAUCUAGGCUAGAUAUAUCUAUUUCAAUUUACAAUUUUUGAAAACCAUAAUUUACGUUUAUUGUUAUUAUUUUUAACUCGUAAGUGUAUUUAAGUUAAAUAUUAAAUGUAUGCAUAUAAAUUAAAAUUAUUAUACAUCAUUAAAUGACAUAAUAUGUUACACACACACAUACCUAUGUAUGUUCAUUUUAUCAAAGUUGAUUGCAAUUUUGGAUACUUUUAAAUUAAGAUUAAGAUGUUUUUAUUUUGGUGUUUUAAAUAUUAAUCUAGUUGAAGUGUGAGGUUCACAUUAAUUGUACCUACACCUAAUAACUUUUGGUAAGAAUCAGAACCAAUAGAUUCCAAUAUAGAUUUACCUAUUCUGAAACUUAUCAUUUGCACUUAUGCUUAUUAAUAUGGAUUAACAUAAUAAUUAUUAAUAACAAAGCAAAAUUUUAAAUAUGACAUAUUUAUAUUAUUGAAAAACAUUAUAAAGUUAUAAUAUAAGCCCAUUAAAAAUAAAUAAAUAAUUAGCACAGCUGUGUUUGAUUUUAACAGUAUUUAUGUUUUGGUAAAUGUCCUUGUACUUGGUAAAUUAUAUUUAUUGCAUUCAUUGAUCUGUCUGUGUUAUUUAAAUGUUUGCAUUUAUCUAGGUAUAUAUUUUCAUUUAUAAACAUUUUUAGUCAUUUGUUUUAUUUAAAAAAUUAUAAAAAAAUAAAAAAAUGGGCUGUUUGAUACAUAAGUUACUUAAAUCACAUUCUCAUAUAAUUGUAUCAAACUAUUGUAUACAUUUUUAAUUUGAUUUGAACAAAUUAGUGAAUUAAAUAAAACUGAAAAAGCUUAGAAAAAGUACUUUAUAUCUCAUGUAUGUUUACCAUUUUUCAAACGUGGAGGAAAGCAUACCCUAGGAAUAUGCCAUUUUAAUCAAUAAAAAAAAAAAAAUUCUUACCAUAAAGCUUCUAGAACAGUCUUAUAUUUAAUCUUAACUCAUUAACGCCAUGGACUGCCAUAGGAAAACGUAAAUAAAAGUUUUUGUAGACAUUCUUUAUAAAGUGGGUUUAGUGGGAAUUUCCUGUAUCGUGAUAAUUAUAUAAUGUCAUAAAAAAAACUAAGGCUGUAAUGGGUUUAAUAAAAUGUUAUUUUUUUUCUAUCUAAUUGUAUGUUAAAUUAAACAUUUUAUUUGAAAUCAAAUCUACCCAUAGGUGUAUGCCAUAAAUACAUUUUUAGAAUUUUAAUAUUUGAUUUGUGUUAUUCCUUAAGUUGGUUAGGUCUAGUCGUGACAACUUUUAAAAUGUAUACUUUUUUAAAAAUUAUUGUGCAUUUAUUUUAUUAAGAUACAGGUCGGUGCCCAAAAAACUGUGAAGUAUAUAAUAGAUAUUUACAAUAACUUAAAUGAAAAAAAGUAAUAUAAUAAUAAGUAAAGAUAAUAAUGUUUAUAAAUAAUGAUAGUAGAGAACCAGUUGACAAAUUAAUUUAAUUUAUGUUCGUGACAUUUAAUAGUGUCUACCCUAGGUAUUAGUUAGUUGAAAAAUGCCCUUUCUAGGCAUAAAAUUUAAAAUAAGACACUUCAAAAAUGUGUGUACACAUUUUAAGGCAAUAUUUAGUUUAGGUGUAUUGGCUAAUGGUUCAUGAAUUAUGUAAAGUAAUGAGUUUAAUUUAACUAUUUUAACAACAUUUUCCGGUUUAUUAUGAUCAUUUUUAUGAUAUCCUUAUUUUUAUUUAGUACCAAUAAAUAAAUAGAAAUAUUAAUUAGUCAAAUCGCACACUUUAAUAUUAUAUUUAUAGGUGGUAUAAAUGAUUCUUGUAAUGAUGAUAUUGCAUGUUUAACAAUGGCUACACAAGAUAGGGUUGGUUUGGAAGCGAUUCGAUCAUUACAUCGGCAACUUGAUGAUGAUGCAGAUGGUGCUAUUGAUCUUUCAGAAUCUGACGAUGUAAGUAUAUUCAAAAGUUAAAUUAAUAACACUAAUAGCUAAUUAAUACAAAUAUAAGUACUAUCUGUUAUUUUAAUCCAUAACCUAAACAUAAUAGGGUAUAAUAAAUUGUUUAAAAUAUAUGGAACAAAUUUAGUUUAUGACCCAAGCUCAUUUUUCAAAUUUUUUUUCAAAAUGUUUGUUUUUGCUUAUACAUUAAGAAUCUAAAAAAAAAAGUUUGUACUACUUUAAUGGACAAGCAAAAACACACAUUUAAAAAAAAAAAAAUUUGAAAAAUGAGCUUCAUACAUAAACUAAAUUUACACCAAAUAUAUUAAAUUAUCUUAAAAAAAAAAAUCUAGUUCUUAUAAACCUUUUAUAGUUUAUUAUUGGUUUAAUACUUAAUCUUCUUCAGCAUGUUUUGUAAAAUUUAAGAAAGAGGGCAAGUAGCCAGGUUAGAUGCAACAAAUGUCAACAGUGAUAAGUUUAUAGUGAUAAUUGAUCACAUUAUGACUAAUGACAUUGUUGAUACUUGAACAUAAAAUAUUAUAUUUCCGAAUUGGAAUGAAGCCUGAAUUUUUUAUGAACAUUUAAAAUAUAUAUAUUUUCAAUUUAAAGUUUUAAAAAUACGAUUUAAUGUGAUAUUAAUAUUUCUAAAGUCUCACUUUUGAGGAAGUAUUGUUUAAUUAUUUGGUAUGUAUUCCAGACUAAUCAAAAUUUAAAACCUUAUGUAAACUUCAAGUUUGAAAUAAAUAAAUUGUUUUCAUGGGUUCUAUGUUGUUUUUUUACUUGAUUGGAAUCAUUUAAAUAAAUUAACACUCAGUAUCUUAAACUCAGUUCUUUUUAAAUAUUAAUUAUUUUUUGAAAUAUAAUAAUAUACAAAGUAAUUAUGUAUAGAUAUAUUAUAUUUAUGUAUUGAAAUUUGCAAAAUUAAAUUUUUAAACUAAAGUAUAACACAUUAUAAUGUGUCAAACUAUUAUUUAUUAUUAAUUAAUAAAGUAAUAACUGUAAAUAUAUAUGGUUGUACAAUUGUUUAUAAAAUUAUAGUGAUACAAAUAAUUCUAUUCAUCUUAAAGAGUAUUCUAGAACCAUUUUUAUUCUUAUCCACUUAAAAACUAAAUAACUAAAUACAAGUUUUCAAAUGACCUUCACUUUCACGGACAAAGCACAAUUAUGGCAGUCUGUUGACUCAUUUCACUUAAAGAUUUGUUAAACAGUAAUUACUUUUUUUUUUUUGUAAUUUUUGUUCAUAAUUAAUACUUGUUUUAUUUAGAAAGAAUUAGAUUAUAUUAUAGAAGAAGUAAUUGGUGUUCAUUGUUUUAAAAUAAUUUAAUGGCAUUUAAAUAAUAUUUAUAUUAAAAUUACUAUAGUAUUCUAUAUUAUUUAAUGCAAUUUUAUUUAAUAAUAAUACAUUAUUGAGGAAUUCUAGUACUUGUACUACUUAUUGAGAUUGCUCUGGCUGUCUUAACAAAAGUGAAUUUUGUUAUUUAAUUUUUGAAUCACAAUUACUCAUUUAAAAUCAAAAAUAAGUAUGAACACUGAACAAAAAAUCUGUGAGCUAUUUUUCUUGUUAUUUAUUAUUAGGUAUUUAUUUAUGUGUAGGUCCGUUGCUAUAGAUAAAAUAGUAGGUAAUAGGUGUAAAUAAACUAAAUAUAUGCUAAUGAAUCCAGCACUACUACAAAAUUUAAACAUUGAUCAAUUCUCUUUUGAACAAAUCGAGAAUUUUAAAUACUUAGGUGCUAGUAUAAAUUAUAAAAAUAAUAUGCAUAAUGUCCAGAAAAGUCCAGAAUAAGUGCAACAAACCAAUAAAAUGAGUAAAAUGUUCUCAUUGAAAGUCUUUUCAAGUGACACUAAAAAAAUUAUACAUUCCUUACUUUACCCCACUGUCAUGUAUGGGUGUGAAACAUGGUCCAUGACGCAAGGUGACGAGAAUAAGCUAUUGAUUUUAGAAAGAAAAAUACUUAGAAAAAUAUAGGGGCCUAUGUUAAACUCAAAUACUGUUGUAUACGAGCAGAGAAAAAAUGCAGACUUAAGCAAACUGUAUAAUGUACUGAAUUUACAGAGAGAACUGGUCAUAUUUGACGUGCAGAGAGUAGUUUGAUUAGACAGGUAUUCAUUAACAAACCAAAUAAAAACCGACCUGUGGGAAGAUCACGGCAACAGCAAAUGGAAUAAGUAAAAGAUGACUUAGAAAAAUUAGAAAAUAGAGCGGGUAUUUAAGAUUCAAAAGAUCUAGAAAUUUGGAGAGCUCUGUUAGAGUUGCAAAGCAGCUGAAUGACUGAAGCAAAAAACAAAAAAUUGGGAUGUAUACAUUUAAAUUGAAAAAUGUGGUUUACUUUUUUACUUUUUAGUUAAGUUUUAUAAGAUAAAAUAUAUUGUUAAUUCCUUUUAUGUUUAUAAAUUAGACACAGGUGUUAUUUUGGUGUUCCAUUAUAAAUUAUAAAAUUCUCAGUAUAGUUUUGAAAAUAAUGAAAAACAAUUCAUUAAUUUAAUUAGAUCAUAUUUCAGAAAUGUUUCAUGAAAUUCUGUAGAAAAAAACAAAAAAAGACAUUUUUAUAAAACUAUCAGCUUCUUCACUUCACUCAGAAUCUGAAAAUAGUUAAAUGCAUAAAAAAAUCAUAAUAUUCAGAUCUUUUGAUCAAUAUUUGUUUUGAUGUAACACAAUAAUAUAUAUAUAUAAUAUACACUAUUUUUGCUUAUUAGACAAGAAAAAUAAAAAUUUGUAGCAUUAGUACAGAAUGUGGUUUUGCUUAUUGUAAUGUGACAUGUGUAAAAUAUAUUUUUAACUAAUAAAUUUUCAAAAUAUAAUAGUAAUAUAAAUUAUUAACAUACUUAUUAUAUAAAAAGUUGGAUAAGUACUUCAAAGUGUAUGUAUUCAUAUUUAUUUUUAGUCCAUUGUUUUAUCAGCUAAAAUUACAUAUGAUGAAAAAUCCUAACUAUACUUUAAGAAGUAAAAUGUAUGAAGUUUUAUACAUUUUAGAAAAUGCUAAAUAUAAAAAGUCUUUAGUGACAUGUCGUUUUUGCUUAUGAGAGUGGCAGCAUAGCUAUAAAAUAAUAUAGCUAUGCCUAUUUAAUUUAUGGACAUUUUAAGGUAAGGUAUUUUGAGUUUUCAAUAAUUUAUAUUAUUUUAAUGAAUUUUUAUGUUCUUAAAAUAAUAUGAUUAAUUUUAAAUAAUUGUAACAUUUUUUGUAAUGUACCUAAAUGUUUUUCCUAAUUGAGUUAACGUUAAUAGGAUCAAUGAAAAUAAACCACAAAUUAAUUUAUAUUUCCCCCUCACAAUUGUUAGUAGUUUAUUUAUACAUAUGGUUGAGCGAAAAAAAAAAUACUGCAAUAUUUCCGCCUCAAAUUAAAAUUAUACUCCCAGGCAACCUAGAUUUUGGCAGUUUGCUCUUUGGGACAUUAUAGGUGUAACAUUUUUUGUAUAUUUCUUAUAAAUAGUGUGUUGAAUAAAUUUGGCAACUAAUAUAUUCUUGUGCUAAUAUAUGAUAUUGAAUUCGACUGAUGAAAGUGUUUAAGAAAAUUAGAUAGAAACCUACAUCUCGUUUUAAUUCAUAAAUAAAUCAACAAUAAUAAGUUUAUAGAACUAUCAAAAGAAAAAUUAAUUUUUUUUUUUUGUAUUUACCUUAGCUAAUUUUUAAUUUUGGUAUGACACAUUAAAAUGAACACCUUUGCAUCUACUGAUGGCCAAGGUUGACACUUGACUACUCGAGUAAUGUAAUAAUGGUUGAUCAAUAUACAGUAUUCUGCACAAUAAGUUUUACUGGGUUAAUUUAAAUUAUACGGCAAUAGAAACUAAAUCAAUUACCUACCAAUGUCUAACACCAUAUGUAUUAUUGAUUCAAAACUAAAUAAUAUAGUAUAAAAAUAUUAUAUACCUACUUAUAUAUAGAGUGAAACUUUUAUUUUAAGUGAAUUUUAUUUCUAUAUUUUUUUUAUCAUAUUUUAUGGAAUCAUUGAAGCUUUAUUUUAACAUUAUUUAAUAUAGCUUUAUCCCUACUCCUUAUAUUUUAAAUACCUAAGUACAAACUUUUGAUUUUUAAAUGGGACCUCCUCUCCUUUUAAAUAAAAAUUGAAUAAAAUUAUGUUUCUAAAAAUGUUGAUGUACUGUAAAAUUUCUGGUUUGCUAUAAAUGAACUAACUUGUAUACAUAUCAUAAAAUUAAUUAUAAUUUAAAAAAAUAUAAUAUAUAUAUAUAUAACUAUAUGAUAUUGCAUAGUAUAAUUGAUAACGUAAUUAUGAUACAUUAUUCAUUAUUUACACAUUUCAAAUUUAAUACAAAUUUGUAUAACUUUAUGCAUAAAUUAAUUGUGUAUACAUAUUUAAACAAAAAUAUAAGCUUAAUAAAACAUUUCACAAAAAAUAAUGAAAUGAUAUUCUAAUUGACAUUACUUUUUUGUAUUCUAUAGUUUCUACGUGAAGAAUUAAAAUACGAAAAAGAUGCUGAAAAGCGUCAAAAAGCAUUUCAUCAAAAUGAUGAUAUGUAUAUAUCUGUUAAAGAUCUAUGGGAUGCUUGGGUAAAAUCUGAAGUAAGUGAUUUUAUCAUUGUUAACAAUAAUAGAUUAUAUUUACAAUUUAAAAAUAAGAUUAAUGAAUAUUAUGUCUUAGGUGCAUAAUUGGACUGUUGAGCAAACUUGUGAUUGGCUUUCCACGUCAGUCGAACUACCUCAAUAUGUUCCUAAUUUUAUAAAACAUAGAGUGACUGGAGCACAUCUUCCUAGGUUAGUAACAAAUAAUGUUUGUAUUUUGUAUUCAAUUUGAAAAUGGCUAAGCAUAAUAUUCCUUUCUAUAAAACAUACAUUAUUGUAAAACUAACAUGCUUUGCGCUAAACAAUUGUUGUUAAAUUUUGUUGUGAAAUUGUAUAAUAUCUAAUAUUUUAAUUAGUAAACUAUAAGUUAUAACAAUAUACAUUUUAGAAGACUGAAGUAGUUCAAGAAUAAGAUAUUUCGCCAUCUACGAGUGUUAUAUCUAUACAAAUAUAUACAGGGUUCAUAAUUUUAGCUAAGCUGGUGUAAUUACAUUGAUGCCUUGCCAAUAUAGCGUGUAUAAAAAAAAUUGUAUCUUUUUAAUAUCAUUUUUUUUUGGGAGGGGUUCAAAUAGAUAUGAUCACAAAAAUGUAUUAAAAUUUAUAAAAGUAAAAUACCACAGACAUACUUCAUCCUUAGGUAGGCUUUAUAGGGACACAAGCCAAUAUUGUAUUAUUAUUUUAAAAUUAAAAACAAUAAUAUUAUGCAUUUAAAUAGUGUUUUAGGUUCAGUACUUUAUUGCAUAUCAUUCUAUUGCCCAUGCAUUUAAAAAUAAAACCGUCAAAUUAUCUAUGUCACAGAGUCCGGUGAGUCCGGUCACAUUUUGAUUGGACAUUAACUUUUUUGAAUCUUGGUAAAAAAAAAGGUAAAGUAUAAAGUCUCAGACUAAAAAAAAAAAAAAAACGAGCUGAGUUCCAUUAUUAAUUUUCCUCAAGUAGAGUAGUUACAAUAUUUCUUGUUUUUUUUUAGAUUUGAGCAGAGUGUGGAAUAUAUUAGUUUUACAAUGAUGUUUAUUUUUAAAUUUUUUUUUUAGUGGACAAUUUUUCUUCUAUCAAUUUUGAUCCAAUUUUCAAUGAUAACACUUUUUCCAAAAAGAAAUCGGACUGGGGAGGUCCUUUGGGGAGAUCAUUUUUUGUUUUUCCUCGAAGUUUUCCCAAAAUAUGAAAAAACGGGAAAAUGUAAAAUUAAAAUAUUGCAGUCUUUUUUUUUUCUGUGAACAACUAUUUUACUAGCAAUUUUUCUCCGAUUUUCAAAGAUAGCAUUUUUUCUAUAAGGUAUUCCCUGGAGGUCCUUUUUUGUUUUCCGAUAAAUGGGGAAAAUGUAGGAAAAUAGGUAAAAUGUUAAACAAAUAUUAUAUAAAGCAACACUAUACAUCAAACUUUUAAUUUAGUUGGUGAGUAAGAGAGCAAUUUUAUGACGUAUCCUGUAGUUUUUCUAAUGAUUGAGAAAAACAAAAAAAAAAAAAAAACAUAGAAAACACUGACAAAUUUAUGAAAAUAAUGCGUUUAUUAUUUUCGAUUUGGUUUUUAUGUUAUAAUAAUUCUGUUAAAAAUAUUAAAAUAUUUGUCAUUUUGACAGAAAACUUAUAUUUACAUUUUCUAGACAUGGUAAAUAUGUAAAAACAUUUGAGUUAUUUAUAGACAUUUUAAUUUUGUGAGUUCUUUUACAUUAUAUUUAUUCGGUAGCUAAGUACUCUAUGGAUAAAAUUAUUGGACCAAACAAAAAUGCUUGAAAAGAUGAACAGGAAAUUUAUUAUAAGUUGUACUUAAUGGUCAAUAAGAAAAAGUAAUUCUUUUGUAGUAUUUUUUUUUAUAAGAAUUUUAAUGAAAAUCAUAAAUAUUACAACUUUUUAAAACAUGUAUUAGCAAAUUUCGCUCAGAAUCGUUUAUUGUUAGCAAUGAUUAAUAUUUGCUUACAGAUAUAAAUUAAAUAAGUUUAUGUAUCUUACUGUCUCAACUUGGUGGCAUUCUUUUUUUUUUUUUUUUUUUGGUUGGAGUAAAUAAAAAAAUAAAAGUUUAAAUGUAUGGGGCCAAAAAGAGAAGCUUAAAAUGUUCUAUUCAUUAUUCCAAACCUUAAACUAGAAUAAAAUCAGUUCAGUAGUUUUCAAUUUUGUGUACACACAUCUUGUUAUUUUAGUAUUAUUAGUGGUGGGUCGUUUGUAUUUUAUAAUAUUUCAAUAAAUUUAUGGCUAUUUUUUUUUUUGGACUUUCGCAGUAGUUAUUAUUAUCCCAUCGAUUACUAAAAGAAUAUCGAAAAUCGACUAUACAUAAUGAUUGGGCAGUAACAUACAUUUAUACUAAUAACAGUAAUAACCAUUUACUUCUCACACAAAAACACUGCUUAACUCAUAUAAAACAAAAAAUUGUCUAAACACAACUACUUAAGGGCUUUCAAUCCCCUUAAUGCAUUAAUUUGUCAAUAAUAACACCUAUUAAGACAUUUGUUUUAUAACUAAAAGAAUAAUCAUCAGAUUGACUCAGAUUAAUCAUUGAGAGGAUGCUAUACCUGCAUGUGAUCGUCUCAGUCCAACGCUUUAGCUGAAAGCUUGGACAGGUUUGUUGAGAUGACAACCAAAACUGAAUCAUAUUAUCGCGACUAAAUUUUAGUUUUAAAGAUGAAUCUUCUGAUAAAUCAGUAAGUUCUUUAUUAGCUUUUAUUGAUAUCCUAGUCUUGAAUAUAGCUGAUAUAGCGCCCUGAAACGGACUCAGAACCCAGUUAUUUUGUUGACAUUUUACCAAUUCUUCUAGAAAGUAAAAAUUAAAAUUACCUAUUUUCUACAAAAUUUAAUUUAAUCUGAUUUGGCUAAUUGUGUUAUCAACUUUUUUAGAAUCCAUAGGAAGUACUCGUCUUUAUAAAAUGUAUUAUAGGCCCCUUUACCUUAAAAUUCUACUGAAGUGUUACUAUAGUGGAAAUGUAGAAUGCUUUUGUUGCUAUAUUAUGUGCAAGAUAGACAAAAAACAAAUAUUAGUGAAAGCUUCUUAAAAAAACGACAAGGAAAAUCAAAAAAAAACCUCAAUACGCCAAAAAAACUCAAAAUGUUAUAAUUAAACUCGCUUAACUGUUUUCAAAGGCAUUGAACUGAAUAUUUCUAAAAAGUGUAUACCAAAAUUAUAGAAUAUACAUCAGUCUCUUGUUAAUGGUAUUUCAUUUUAUUUUAAAAAGACUAAUAAUAAUCAUAUUUUAAUUAUUUUAAACUAUAUUUUCAGACUAGCUGUUACUAAUAUGCAAUAUUUGAAUAAUAUUCUUGGAAUCAAGGAUCCAAUUCAUAAGCAAAAGAUUGCAUUAAAAGCUAUGGAUGUUGUUCUAUUUGGACCUCCUAAAGGUUAGUCACUUAAUUUAAAUUUUUUAAUUGUUCUUACUACAUAUUACUAAUUAAUUUAUGUACCCAAUGUUUUCAAUAUAACAUGAUUCUGAUAUAUAAUUGCUUAAUCUAAUGUUACCCAUAAUUAUUUUGAAAAUAUAUACAUUUUGUUAGUUAUUUUUGAUUCUGAGUGAAGCGAGGAAUUUAUUAAUUUUAUAAUGAAGUUAUUUUUUUUUGUGGAAAAUUUUUUCUAUCAGCAAUUUUAAUUUAAUUUGCAAUGAUAGUACUUUUUUUGAAAGGAAAUCUUACUGGGGAGGUACUUUAAGAAGUUCAUUUUUUGAUUUUCUCAGGAUUUUUCUUAAUACAUGGGAAAAACCUAGGAAAAUUAGUAAAAUUUAUACAAUAUUAAACAAAUAUUAAAGAAAAUAUAUAAUGCAUAUGUAAUUAUUUUACCAUAAUAUGAUAUAUUUAUAUAUUGUGGAUAAAGCUACACUAUCAAUCGAAAUCUGCUUAGAAUCAUUUUUUUGUUAGCAAUGUAAAUCAUUGCUUACAUAUGUACAUUAAAUUUCCCCUCUACUAUUUUUCCAACUUCUCACCUAUAAAAAAGGCUGCACCCAUCCUCAUUAUUCUAGCCCUUUUUUUUUUUUGGUAUUUAACAAACCAUGUUACUAAUACUAAAUGUUUUUAUAAAUAAUAGAUACAGUUACACAUUUGAAAGAUUUAAUUUUGAUAACAUUAUUGCUUGGCGCAUCAAUUGGUUUUUGGUAUGUUUACAACCAAAAUAAAAGUUCAACUCAACACUUAAAACGUAUGAUGAGAGAUAUGGAGAGUUUGCAAAAAGCUGAAACUGCUCUUGAAGAUUUACAAGUAUAUAAUUAUUUAUUAUUAUUAUUGUUAUUAUUAUUUUAAUUUUCUGUUUAUUAAUUUAAUUGUUAGAAAGAACUAGAAAAAGCAAAACAAGAACAAGAAUAUGUUAGCACCGAAAAAGCAAAUUUAGAAAAGAAAUUAAAAGAACAACAAAUUAAAGAUGAAAAUUCAUCUGUAUUAAAAUCAUCCUAUUCUGAUUUGGAAAUCUCUCAACUCAAAAAUGAAAUUGAAGUAUUUUUAAAUGUUUAUGAUAUGUUAUCAUAUAUAUCUAUGUACAUUUUAUUUUACAGAUGUUAAGAGGUGAGUUGGCUAGAGCUGAAGGAGAAUUAGAUGACCGUUGCUGGACACCUCCACAUGGAUUACAGCAAUGGUUACAAUUAACACAUGAAAUUGAAAAUAAAUCUUACAUAAAAAAAAAAUUAAGUGCUGAAAAACAAUUACAGCAAGCAAGAGAAGCAGUAAUAUUUUUUUCACAUACAGUUAAACUAAUAUUGUAGUAUAACAAAUUAAAAUUGAAUUACAAUUUCCUUAUAUAGUGUGAAAAAUUACGAAAGAAAAGGUCUAGUUUAGUGGGUGCAUUUGUGUCAACUCAUGGAAAAUCAAUUGAUGAUGUAGACCGCAGUAUUGUUGAAGCAAGGUAAAAUCUAUAAUAUAAUUCUUAUUAUGUAUUAAAACGUAUAAGUUAUAAAUAUUUAUUCAUAUUUAUCAUUUGGUAUUUUAGAACAUCAUUAAAUGAAGUAACUCAAGAGCUCGCUGAAAGAGUGCAUCGGUGGAAACAAAUUGAAACAUUAUGCGGAUUCAACAUAAUAAAUAAUAAUGGUCUGUCUCAUUUAGAGAACAUAUUGUAUAGAAAUGUAGCAAAUGGGCGAAAUUUCUCAUUGCGAGGUUAGCGCAAUUUUAAGAUAUUGGUUGAAUAAGGUAAUAAAAUGUCCCAUUUUGUUAAAUGUUUCAGGUCGCAUGAGUAGUCAAGAUGAUCUUGAAGAUGAUUCCAGCCAGUAUUCAGUUUGCGUGGGUCCAGGUAAGGGAAGGGACGAUGAAUCUAUCAGUUGAAAUUUUCCUCUGCUUGUUUGUCUUAAUACUGUUUCUUCGAGUGUUUCCUAUUGCUUGCAAUAAUUUUAUUUAAUUAUUGUUCAAUUAAUUUGAAAUAAAAUACAGUUUUAUGCUUGUCAUUUUCUAGAUAUUUUUAUCCUUAUUCUUUUAAAUUAGAAUUUGUGAUUAUAGGAAUUUUUUUUAUAAUGACUCAUAAAUGCCAAAAAAUAUAUAUGUACUAUGGUUAUAUAUUUUUAUUUCAUUAAAUAAUUUCUUUUAAAAAAUAAAUUGUGCACAAAAAGAAAAAAAUUAUUUCAUUUCAAUCGAUUUUUAAACCAAUUAUAAUAAAACUGGUUUAAAUAAUUUACAUUAUUAUUGAAGUUUUCCCUUGUUUAGUAAUCAAUGAGAUAAACAAUUCACAAUCUAUUGUAUAAUAAUAAUAUUAUAUUAUAAUUUAAAUUAAUUAUAUUGUUAACUUAUUAUUAGAUCGAUGUUCUUAAACUUCCAGAGCAAACUACAUUUUAAUACUUAUAAAUAAUAUUAAAAUAUGUGUUUUAAAAUUGUUUAACCAUUAUAUACAAUAAUAUUUUUCUUGAGUUGUUAAAAUUAAUGUUUAUAACAAUUAUAUUGAGGUAUUUUAUAAUUAAUUUGUUAUUUUUGAUUUAUAAUUCCCUGUUUUUGACUUAUUUAGAAUAUCAUAAAUUAUUUGCUUCCUUUAUUUUAAACAUUGUUUAUUUUUUUUUUUUUUUUUUUAGUAUAACAGUAGUUUACUAGUAUUAUGUUUUAGUUUUAAUUUUCAAUUCAAAAUUUACACGUUAUUAGAUGUUUUAAUUUCAAUUCAUAAAUUAUGAUUUAGCAUAUACCUUAAUACAUUAAGAUAUUUAUUACUUGGUGCAUUUUAUUAAUUUAAUUUUUUUUAUCCUUAAUGCUGCAUGAAGAUGAGUUUUUGUGGUAAGCAAAAUAUAACAAAACUAUUAUUUUAAAAGAAAAAACACAACAACAACAAAAUAAAAUUGGUAAAUAAAAAUUAAAAUCUAGUCAAUCUGGAAAUAAUAUUUACAUUUAUUAUUGUGUGUAUACUCACUACCAUGUUUUAAAUAAAAUUCAAAAACCUAAUUAUAUAAAAACUAACAAAUCUCAUAGGAGCUUGUACUUAGCUUGAUUGUAAUAUAAUUGUUUAAGUAUUAGAAAAUUAUAAUUAUAUAAAUGUAUAGUACACAAAUUAAAUAUAUAUAUUAAAUAAAUUAUUAUAUCAAUUAAUAUACUAGCUUAAUUGUUUAUUUUAUUUUAUUUAAGUUAUUAUAUGAUAAAAUAUUUUUUUAUUUUGUUAUAUUCAUUUUAAUUAUUAAUAUUUAAUAUAUUAUGAAUUUAUAAUUUAAUCAUCAAUCUUAUAUUGUACUCAUGCUCAUAAAUACAAGUUACUUAAUUCAAAUUUAUACACAAAUAUUAAGUUGUAUUUUAUUAUAUAUGUUUACUUGCUUGAGUGUUUUAUUAAAUAUUAAAAUUGUAUUAAUUUAUUAUAUGUUUAAUUGUAUUGUAUAUAUUUACAGGGACGUCGUAUCAAGACCUUGGUGUUUGUGAAAAUACCGCACAAUGGCGGGACAACGGCCAGGAUUCUUCAGGGAGCGACCAACCAGAAUGCGAGGACGAAGAACAAUCCCGUUCCUUGGAUACAAAACCCUGUUUCAUAGUCGGCGAAGACAUAUGUGAUGUAAAACAAUCACAACAAACUGCUCAAACAUCAGAUAUAAUAUUGAAAUCCCCUAAUCACGAUGGAAUUCAACCUUCAUCUGAGCAAGUCGUAAGUUUGUCCUGUGUGCCGUAUGCCUAUUGAAAUCAUGAACCUAGACUUUUCAGUAGGAACACGAAAAUUUAAAUUUUAGAUUCUGAGCGGAGUGAGGAAUGUAUUUUUUUUACAAUGAUGUUUAUUUUUUUUUUUUUUGGACACUUUUUCUUCUAGCAAUUUUGCUCUGAUUUACAAUAAUAUCACUCUUCUUGAAAGGAUAUCUGACUAGGGUGUGGUACUUUAGGGAAGUUGUUUUUUGAUUUCUCCAGUUGUUUUCAUAAUAAAUGGAAAAAUAGGUACAAUAUUAAAAAAAAUAUAUAAUGCAUAUUUUAUUAUUUUAUCUUAAUAUGCCAUGUAUAUAUAGGGCGUGUUUUGGCAACGUAACUUUCAGUAAACAGUUUGCUGUGUUGUUUACUAUUUGGUCGGUACUCUCCAAAUGUUUUGUAUACUCUAUAGUAUUUUUUGUUAUAGAAAAUGGGUAAUUGGAAAAAAAUGACAUAACAAAAACAACAUGGAAAAAAAGUGACAGGUAAAAAACAACAAGGUAAAAACCAAUAAGAGUAAAAAAACGACAAGGGAAAAAAUAUCAAAUGUAUUUUACUUAAAAAUUACAAAUAUUAGUGGCAGGCUUCGUACCUCUGAUCAAAUAACUUCUAUUGUAUGACUGUCCAAUUGAUAUUCUAAUGCCCUGGAUUAUUUUUUUGGUGGAGGUGCUCGAAAUAUGUUAUUUUUAAAUAGUAAUAGUAUUUGUUUCCAGAUAUGUACAAAAAUUCAAAAACACGCUUGUUCAUGAUUUUUUACACACUUAUUGUUUAUGAAAAAAACUUUACAUUAUCUAUAGCAUACAGUUUACAAUAUACAUUUAUAAUAAUGUAUAAUAUUAUUUUUAUUAUCAUUGACUUUAAUUAAUUGACUUAAAACUAAUCUUUAUAAAUCAUAAAAUGCAUAAGGAUAAUUAACUAAUCUUUAUAAUUAUCUUUAUGAUUUUUAAGUAAAAUGCAUUUGACAUGUUUUACUUUGUCGUAUUUUAUCAUUGUCAGUUUUUACUGUGUUGUUUUUUACUUGGUGUUUUUUUCCAUAUUUUAAUUUUCCGUGUCAUUUUUUUUCUAGAUUCAGAAAAUGGAUGGAAUAAUUGAUUUAUAGACCUUAUCAGUAGAUUAUAAGUAACCGAAAACGGUAAAAGUAGUUUUCAAUUGUUUGCUGAUUCCGGCAACCCGGUUGCCAAAAAGUGCAUUCAGCUAUUAAAAAACAGUUUGUUCACUAAACUAGUAACCAAUUUGCUCAAAACUGCAUUGCCAAAAUACACCUAUUGUUGGCAAAGCAACACUAUUCACCGUUCUCCGCUCAGAAUAAUUUUUUCGUUAGUAAUAGUUAAUUGUUGCAUACAGAUAUACAUUAAAUUUUCUCUUUACCUUCCCAACUUUUUAUCCACAACAGUGGCUCAUUCGUGUGUGAAGUGUGUCUGUUUUUUUAUAUAAAAAUAUGUUAUAGGUCGUUCCUGGUAUGUUCCGUCAUUCAAAUUCAGAUUCCAAUCUGGAUCCAAAAUAUCGAAAGUUAUCAAAAGUAUCUAGCCGUCCAGAUAUUGGCCCUGCACCUUCAACAUCUAGUGAAGUAUCUGUAAAGCGUAUUAAACGGCACAAAUUAUUCCCAAUAUUUUUGUCAGCUAAAAGUAAAGCAGCUAAAUCUUACCUAAAUACUGAUAUCCCUAAUGUAAAUAAUGAUAAGACGAUAAAGAAUUUUAAGCAUAAAUCAUGAAUCUGCUCAUUCCUCUUUAUUGGUUACUUGUACAUAAUAAUAAUUGUGAUAAACGUGAUUUUAGAAUGCAGAAAAUAAGUGAUUUAUAAUUGGUACGAUUGUUAUGUAUUAAAACUAUUUAUAAAAUUAUUUAGUUUUAGACUGAAUUAUCCACAAGACAAGUAAUUCCAGUUAUUUUUUAAUAAUUUUAUUGUUUAUAAAUGUAUUAUUUAUUUUAAUCUAUAAAGUUUAUAGAAGGUGCCUUAAAAGUACUUAGAGCUGUUAAAUGGUACUUAAUUCACAAAGACAAAAAAAUGAAUUUAAUUUGUUUUAAAGAAUUUUUUAUUGACCUCUUUGAUGUGAUUGUUGAACUCAAGAACAUUAUUUAUAGGACUGAACAAUGUGAAAUUAUAUUAGACAAUUAAUGGCAAUGAUAAAUGUAAUAUUAUUUUAAAUAUUAUUCUUAUUUUUUUAAGUAUACCCAAAUAAUUUAAAGACAUUGUUUUUAUGGUAAGGUUACUAAUCUUAAGUUCAAAUUAAUUCCUUUUCCUAAUCAUGUAGAAGUUUCUUUUAUGUGUAAUAUUAAACCAAAAUAUUUAGUAAGUCAUUUUUUAUUCAAACUGGAAAAUAAUUUAUUUUGGUUUCACAUUUUUAGGCAUGUUAUUCUUGACAAAUAUCUAUUAAAUAACCAUUCUCUAUCAAACAUAAUUAAUAUAUUUUUAAAAGUUUGAAGAAAUUAAUUUAUCUAUCUAGUUUAAAUC
This is a messenger RNA of Cinara cedri, 16798 nucleotides long. Lineage: Eukaryota; Metazoa; Arthropoda; Insecta; Hemiptera; Aphididae. The record is from the annotation of a GenBank genome assembly.